AUGCCGAUUGGCCUUCAGCUCAGCGGCUCAGCAUCCGAAUUGACACCGAUCGACCCCGAAGUGCGUAUUUAUCACGACUGCAAUGAUCAUGGAAAGCCAUGCCAACGUGAAUGGAUCAUCAGAAUCCCGAGCAACUACAUCUAUUCGGGUGCUGAACCAGAAAGGACGAUGGAUUUAGGCACGAUGAAUCUUGAGGCCAGUCAAGAAUCCAAAUUGAAAAAAUACACGCUCCAAGAGAUUAAUUGA
Cooperia oncophora is the source of this 246-nucleotide messenger RNA. The record is from the annotation of a GenBank genome assembly. NCBI's taxonomy places the organism in Eukaryota, Metazoa, Nematoda, Chromadorea, Rhabditida, Trichostrongylidae.